CAACCAAAAGGACUUGAUAAACCACUGAUAACAUAUGGCAAUAAUUUAGCGAAUAUACCACCUAAAAUGAUCAAAGAAACACAAUAUACAUCUACAAUAGCUUUGUGUCGGUGACGGAUUUUAUAGUGCCAACGUCAGCUCCUAAGACGCACAGGAUCCCAAAUUAUCAAAAUGAUUGUCAAUACCGUCAACAUCUGCUACUCUAAAAGCUAGCUGAGCAUCAUGGGAAAUGUGGUCCAGAAACAAUUUAUGGUGUCAAGUCUUCGUAAAGGUGUCACAAUGCUGCGAAGCUGUGCCAAGCUAAUCCGUGGGGGUGUUGCCUUAUGUAACCAUCCUACUAUUCUACAAACGAACAGCCGUGUUCCUCGUCAUUUCUCGAUCUCUCGCCCUCAUAAUGCUAGCGAAUUCAGAGAUUAUGGUUUACCCAAUGCUUCAUGGAGCCAGAAACUACAGGAUUUGUUCAAUAACUUCCAGGAACUGAGUAAAAAAGGCAGUUGGAAGAGGAUCCCUUCUUACAACAGUACUGUUCAUCACAUGGGAGAAGUUCCACCAUCUGAGAAGAGGGAGAGACGUCUGUUUACCAGGAACCUUGACAAGGAUGGAGUUGGCUUUGAGUAUACCAUGUUCUACAACAAGGCUGAGAAAAGGACAGUUUGCCUCUUUCAGUCAGGACCCUAUCUAGAGGGACCCCCGGGGUUUACACAUGGAGGCUGCAUUGCGACGAUCAUUGAUAGCACUGCUGGUGCAGGGGUUUUGUAUAGUUAUGGCCCCGUCAUGACAGCCAAUCUAAAUAUCAACUACCGCAACCCCAUACCCCUGGGACACACUGUGAUAGUGGAUAGUAAAGUGGAGAAAACUGAGGGUCGGAAGGUCUAUGCCACUUGUCAUAUCCGAAGCCACGAUGAUAAAGUCAUUCAUACAGAGGCAACAGCUUUGUUCAUCAAGUUGAACCCAUGAGACAACGAAGUUGGUGGAUCCCCUAACAAACAAGGGGAACUGUUUGAGUAAUUUUGGCUGUGGAUGCAUUAUAGAAAAGAACUAACACCCAGCAGGUUUUACCCCACACGGGGUACAGCAGAAGGUGUGUCAGAGACAGUAUUUUAAUUGGCUGGACAAUAUAGUGAUAUAUUAGUUAAUAGCAGUGCUUAUUCACACUGCAGGUUCCUGGAAUCCUCAGCAUUCUUAUUUUAAGCAGCUCUGUGUUCCCUCUUCAUAACACAUUCAAUAGCAAUGAAAUGUCUGAAAAGCAAGACCCAUUGCAGAUAUUGUCACUCUUCACAGAUGGCACACACCUGCGUUUGACUUGAGCCCUAGAAUAACAAUUUUAUAAUUUACUACCUCAAACAACGUUCUACUGAUCAAUCCUUACCUCCUUCCAAAUUAUGAGAUUGAUUGCUUGAAGCCGGUUUAUUCUCUUAACUGGCUUAGCUUUACGUCUGUAUCUGUCUAGCUAUUCUCAAAAAUCGGAGAUACUUAUUGGUCUAUAUAGUGUGUGCCAGGUCUGUCAUUGUAGUAGCCACCUUGCGUUUUUUGUAAAAAUAUAUAUAUAAAAUUCAUUAAUUGGAAAUCCGCCCCAAUGCUCUACAUCAGGGAUGACCAAACGGUAGGUUACCUGAUGUUGUAGAACUACAAUUCCCAUGAUGCUUUUUGAAUGCUUUAGGAUGACAAAGUAUCAUUGAAGCUGUAGUUUUAAAAUAUCUGGGGACCUACCUUUUGGGCAAUCAUGCUCUUCAUUGAGUCUACAAUGUGCGUACACCUACAGUAUUUAUUUAACAUAAUUCUUACAGUAUUUAUGUCUUCCUUGUGCGGACACAGUAUCUAAACGUUGGAUUAGUGGGGUGUUUUCUUUUAAUUUAUAUCCUGUAUUUUUUUGUUUUAAUUUCUUCCAAAAUCUGUGUUCAUCUUCCCAUAAGCAGACACAUCCUUGCUACACCUUGAAUUUCAUACAGGACAUUACUUCAAUCCCUGUAGUAGCAAGACAAGGGAUUUAAACAAAACCUAAGCAGAUUAUUGUUAACCUGCUAAAGCUCUAGAUUUUGUAAUUUGCAUAAUUUUAGAUUUGCUGGUGUGUGUUGGAGAAAAUCUGGCCAAGUUAAAUGCCUCUCUAAUUUUAUUCAUAUAUAUGUAAUUAUAUUUAAAAGGACACUCUAAGCCUCAUAAACACUUCAGCGUAUUACACUGGUUAUGAUGUAAGGAUUAUUGGCGUGUGGUCCUGAUUUUUGUCAAACAGUUUUACAGCAGUUUGUAGAAGAAAAAAAAAAAAAACAGGACUUCCCAGCGACCAAAGCCUGGCCACUCAACUGCUGCCAAAGGUUUUCUGAAAAAAACAUACAAUGCUCUAUACACAGUAUCAAACAAGUGCAAUUAACGGAACAGAAUAUCAUUACCAUAAUGCAUUUGUUCAGAAUUAUAUGGCAAUGACAGGCUGCAGCCUCUGGGUCAAGGCAACCACAUUGUUGCAACCACAUUGUAUCCUUAAAUUGUCAAUUAUGUCCAAACAUGUACAGAUAACGAAGAAGUGAUCUUACCAGCAGCAGAGGGCCCAGAGCAUCUGGUGCUUUUUAUGUCCAAACACUACAAAAACAAGGACCUAUAAUCAAACACACAUUGCACCAUCCCCACUACAAUAAGAUAUAGUGGUUAUGCUGCUUAGACUGUCCUAGUAAUAUAUAUUGACUGGAAAUUUUGUAAGAUGUUGCCCCUUUUUUGUGGGGGUCGAGUUAUUUAUCUCAAUUAAAUUUUAAUAAUGA
Pelobates fuscus (common spadefoot toad) is the source of this 2750-nucleotide messenger RNA. RefSeq names its product thioesterase superfamily member 4 (gene THEM4). The record is from RefSeq and is a predicted model, not a curated record. The transcript has 8 exons. Lineage: Eukaryota; Metazoa; Chordata; Amphibia; Anura; Pelobatidae. The coding region runs from base 223 to 957 and encodes 244 amino acids.